UAUGCUUUCUUUCUUUUCUAGGAUGGCUGCAGCUCCUCCAAGUUACUGUUUUGUAGCCUUCCCCCCGUGUUCUAAAGAUGGGCUGGUGGUAUUUGGAAAGAACUCUGCACGGCCUAGGGAUGAGGUACAGGAGGUGGUCUACUUUGCUGCUGCAGAGCAUGAUCCAGGAAGCAAAGUUGAGUGCACGUAUAUUGAGAUUGAGCAGGCGCCGAAGACUCACGCUGUCGUGCUGAGCAGGCCCUCCUGGCUUUGGGGGGCAGAAAUGGGAGCUAACGAGCACGGAGUGUGUGUAGCUAAUGAAGCUGUAGUGACCAGAGAACCAGCUUCUGAGUCUGAAGCCCUGCUUGGCAUGGAUCUUGUCAGACUUGGCCUAGAAAGAGGUGCAACAGCUAAAGAAGCUUUGGAUGUAAUAGUUGCUCUGUUGGAAGAGCAUGGACAAGGUGGAAAUUAUUAUGAAGAUGGGAGUUCAUGCCAUACUUUCCAAAGUGCAUUUUUGAUUGUGGACAGAAAUGAAGCCUGGAUAUUGGAGACUUCUGGAAAGUAUUGGGCAGCUGAAAAAAUCACAGAGGGAGUGAAAUGCAUUUGCAAUCAGCUUUCAUUAACUACAAAAAUUGAUGCUGAGCAUCCUGAACUAAGGAAUUAUGUGAAAAGUCAAGGCUGGUGGAACGGAGACUCAGACUUCAAUUUUUCUGAAGUGUUUUCUCUUGCUGAUGACCACUUGGCCUGUUGUUCUGGCAGGGAGAGCCUAGAAAAGCAAGGUGGUGACGUUUCUGCACAAGCUAUGAUUGAUGUCCUGCGUGACAAGGAUAGUGGUGUCUGUGUGGACUCUGAAUCUUUCCUUACUACAGCUAGCAUAGUGUCUGUUCUGCCUCAGGACCCUAGUUUUCCCUGUAUUCAUUACUUCACUGGCACGCCAGACCCUUCAAGGUCCAUAUUUAAACCCUUUAUUUUUGUUGAUGAUGUAAAAUUAGUACCAAAAGUGCAGUCUCCUUCUUUUGGCAAUGAUGAUCCUGCUAAAAAGAUACCUCGAUUCCAGGAGAAACCUGAUCGUAGGCAUGAAUUGUACAAGGCACAUGAAUGGGCCCGAUCUCUCCUGGAGAACGAUCAGGAUAAAGGCCAGAAACUGAUGAGGAUUAUGUUCGACCUUGAAAAACAAGGUUUAGAAGCAAUGGAAGAUAUCCUUUCACGUACAGAGAUUCUGGAUCCAGCUGAAGUAGUGGAUCUUUUCUAUGACUGUGUUGACACAGAACUAAAGUUCUUCAAAUAAAGUAAGCAAGCAAUUCUUUAGGUACUACUCUACCACUAAAUGUAAAAUGUUGGAUGUGAUUCUGAACCUCCUCCUCUUUUACACUAAGCUGAGGAUGUUAAGAAUUGGGUGCAAACCCACCUUCCUACCUGCUCAGCUUGUCUCCAAAGUCCCUUUUCCCUAUGCUGCAUUGCAGGAGAUUUUUUUUUUUCAAUUUCACUCUUGCUUGGAAUGGAUUUUCAACAAAUUUUAUCUCAUUUCAGCUACAGUGGCUAUUGUUAGCCUUUUCACUGGAAGACUGCAAUGCUCUUCAAGCCUUGAAAGAAAGUCUUCACACUUGUGAUUUUGCAGGAAAAAACAUUUCUAGAGGAAAAGAUAUUACUUGCUAGCUGUAUCCAGUUAACAAACUGCUUUCCUUUGUCCAAUCUUGUGGUGUUCCUGUUUGUGUAUGUAUAUAGUGAAAGGAGAAAGUCACUGACUGGUCCAAUUACUGUGUGCAUGCUGGCUAAUUUAGUACAGAAUGUUAAAACAUGUAUGUUGGGCAACCAAUUAAAGUAAAUCUUUAACUUCAUCAGGCUAAUUGCCAUAUUGUCAUUGAAAGCAAUCUGGUUUUCCCUCUGUUGCUCAGGACUAGGCUUGCAGCAAAGCUGACUUGCAUUUCUCUCUUCUUGCUAAUUCAUACAGAGUUGAAAUCACAGUUUGAGAUGGGCAAGAAGGUAAGUCCUGGUUCUUGACCUCGUUGUGCUGGCCUCACAUGGCUGUAUCUGGUUGCAGUAACUCAGCACCUGACAUUAUGCCUGUACAAACUAUCAGCAUUAGGUCCCUAGGUUAAAGUUCUGCCUUCACCCUCAGCUAGCCUGUGUUUGUAGUGCACCUGGCUGCUGCUCCAGAACUGAGUACUGAACUGCAGAGCCAGCCUGGAUGCCACAGAGAUCUACACAUAUUGGCUCUUAAGAUGCAAUUAAGAAGAUGUCAGAUUUAUAUACAAGCUACAGAUUUGGAAUUGUUUAAGGGAAUAGAUGUUGGACAUUGAUAAAUACCUGGCUAUUCUCCAUCUUUCUGCCUUUGUACUGCUGAACAGUUCCUAGUAAUUUCUGUUGUGAGACACAUAGCUGAUGAAUCCAUUAAGUACCAGGAGUUGCUGGUGGGUGUGGCAAUCCAAGUGGUUAGGCUCAGAAAUGGCUGUCCUACGCUUCCUUACAUUAAGUGCAGUGCUGCAACGUGCUUCCCUUCCUCCAGAGUCCUACAGGCAGACCUGCUUUUCAUUGUAUUUUCUUCUUGUGGAAGUGAGAUAGGGCAAACACUGAGAAUUAAACCAGUAAACACUGUGUCCGGUGAAGAUGCUUGGUGGGUUUUUUUUUCAUACAGGAAGUUGAAAGAAGACAUCCAUGCCUUUAGUAAGUGGAAGUUAACACAGGGAAUUAAAAUCCUUCACUGUUUGGGAAAGUGGAUGGUGAAGAACUACAGGCUUCUGUACUGAGGAUGUAAAAGCUCCUUAGAAAGCAGAAACACCUCCAGCUGAAACUGUAACAAUUGUGCAUCAGGGAAAUAGUCAUUGCCCUAUCGGCAUAUUACAUUCUCAGGAUUAUUUAAAUGAAAUUGUUCUGUUCAGACUCAUUACUUUGGUAUUGCCUUAUAUGACAAAUGGCAAUUGAACAAGAAAACAUGGGGCCUUUUCACUUACAGAAAACAAGGAAGAAUAUAUUUUCUCUUAUGGCUUACCUAAUAAUCUCCCAUUCACAAUAAAACCCUUCCAUGCUGUCUAUCAUAGGACCAACUCCUGUGUCUAAGUAUUUUAAGGUGUAGACAAUAGGAGAAGAAAAUAUUCAAGUAGACCCUGAAAUUUAGCUUCUCUGUAUGGUAACCAGAGGAGGGGCUGCCUGCAAGAGCCACACUUGAGUUCAGAGAAUGUUGUGGGGGGACUGAAGCCCACUGAAAGAGAAGCGUGCUUUUUCCAGCUGCCCAUAAGUGAAAUAAAUGGAUUUCCCAUGAAAUUGCAACUCCUGCUAGGACCAGCUGGGUAUUUCUGAAGAACCAGGGAACAGGGAUAAAAUGAGUUGCUCCAGCCAGAGGACAAAUACUAGGAUAUACCACUUCUCACAGGUAUUUUGCGCAACUUGAAUCUCUAAUCUUUGAGAACUGGGAGGGAGGCAAGAUGAAAGAAGUGUGUGUUCCUGUUGAAAACAUCAUAAUCUUAUUUGUCUGUUUCUUAAGAAAGAAGAAAGCAGCACUUGCAAUUAUCUCAUGGGCAUUUAUGUCCUUAUUUGGAACUGCUUAUAUGACAGAAUGAAUAAAUUGUUUUGAGCACAG
Cyanistes caeruleus (blue tit) is the source of this 3556-nucleotide messenger RNA. NCBI's taxonomy places the organism in Eukaryota, Metazoa, Chordata, Aves, Passeriformes, Paridae. The record is from RefSeq and is a predicted model, not a curated record.